UAGUUGUUGUUGAUGUAGAUAGAUACUCCAUAUAUAAUUUCUAGUUCUGCAUUCUCGAUCUCCAUCAUUUAGCCAAACAGUUUCAGAGAGCAUAAUCAACACAAACACCAAGUAUGGUUUCACACCACUCGGACGCAGCAGCGGACAAUUCUAGUUUUUGCGAUAUUGAAGACAGAGAAAAAAAAGAAUCAGUAGAGGGAGGAGGAGAUUCGAGAGGGAGUGAGGGAAAUGGUAGAGGUACGUGGAAGCACGCCGCUUUCCACGUCGCCACCACCAUCGCCACCCCUGCCGCUUACGCUCCUCUUCCCUUCGCCAUAGCCUCUCUCGGUUGGCCCCUCGGUGUGUGUAGUUUGGUGGGAGCUACACUUGCGACUUGGUACUCUAGUCUUUUGAUCGCCUCCCUAUGGGGAUGGAAUGGGAAGAAGCAGACCACGUACCGAGAUCUUGCUGGGAGCAUAUAUGGAUCUGGGGGUUAUUGGUCUAUUGCAUUUUUUCAGCAGGUGGCUUCCUUGGGUAAUAACAUUGCCAUUCAGAUUGCUGCAGGAACUGGCCUUAAGGCAGUAUACAAAUACUAUCACAGUGAUGGUACCUUAACACUGCAGCAUUUCAUUAUUCUUUUCGGGAUCUUGGAACUUUUUCUCUCUCAGCUCCCAAACAUCCAUUCUUUGAGAUGGGUAAAUGCACUUUGCACUCUAAGUACCAUUGGCUUCGCGGGUACAGCCAUUGGUGUCACCAUAUACAAUGGUAAGAAGAUUGAUAGAGAAUCAGUUAGCUACAGUUUGCAAGGAAGCUCCUCAUUGAAGAUGUUUACAGCAUUCAAUGCCCUUGGGAUAAUAGCCUUUUCAUUUGGAGAUGCUAUGCUUCCAGAAAUACAGAGUACGAUGAGGGAACCUGCAAAGAAGAACAUGUACAAAGGUGUAUCGACAGCUUAUGGCAUUAUUGUUAUGACUUACUGGCAAUUAGCUUUUUGUGGCUACUGGGCAUUUGGAAACGCUGUCCAGCCUUACAUUGUGGCUUCACUUACUACUCCCGAGUGGACAACCGUUAUGGCUAAUCUAUUUGCCGUUAUUCAGAUAUCAGGAUGCUUUCAGAUAUAUUGCAGGCCAACAUAUGCAUACUUUGAGGAAAGAAUGCUGUCAAACAAAACAACCAGCAGUUUGCCUCUUCGGAACCAUAUUAUCCGUCUCCUAUUCACUUCAAUCUACAUGGCUCUUAUAACUCUUAUCGCUGCAGCCAUGCCUUUCUUCGGGGAUUUUGUUGCUAUCUGCGGAGCUAUUGGUUUUACUCCACUGGACUUUGUCUUCCCUGUUUUAGCAUACAUGAAAGCCGGAAAAGCCCCCAGAGACACGAAGAUUCGGUAUUCGCUGAUGAUCCUUAAUCUCGCAAUUGCUACUUGGUUCUCUGUUGUUGCGGUGUUGGGCUGCGUUGGUGCGGUGAGGUUCAUCGUCGACGAUGUCAAAACUUUCAAGUUCUUCCACGAUAUGUAACAAUCCGCGCGGAUAGUAUUAGAAGUGAUACGCUGCUAUUUGCAGUUUUGCUAAACAUGAUUUCUUGUAAAAUUGGUUAUUGAAUUCAAUUGUCAUAUUCGACAAG
Molecule: messenger RNA, 1593 nt
Organism: Rhododendron vialii
Lineage: Eukaryota; Viridiplantae; Streptophyta; Magnoliopsida; Ericales; Ericaceae
Product: GABA transporter 1-like
Exons: 7
Coding region: 114-1487 (457 amino acids)
Cellular component (GO): plasma membrane
Source: RefSeq, a predicted model, not a curated record